UUUUUUUUAUUUCUUCCCUCUUUUUUCUUUCUGUUUUAUUUUCUUUUUCUUUGAUUCGCUUUUUGAAUCCCCUAUUUUCUCUUCUUUUUUCAUAAACCAGCACUGUUCAACAAAAGCCAAGAAAUAUGACUAAUUUCAUGAGGAUUGACCUGUCAGAUUUCGAUAAUCGCAGAGACGAGAUAUCAGCCGAUUUAAUGAAAGCAGCUUCAGAACAUGGCCUGUUUUAUGUGGUCAAUCAUGGGAUUUGUUCAGAACAAAUUCGUACCAUGUUUGAAGCGAGUCAGACAUUUUUUGAACUACCAGAGAAAGUAAAAGAGACUUAUAGCAUGGAUCAUCCUCGAAACGCAGGCUGGGAAAAACUAUCACAGGUGCGUCCGUCGACAGGUGUCGCUGAUCUUAAAGAGUCCAUUCAGCUUUCCUUCCACAACUCGAGUGAUCUCCGACCGUCCGAAGAGCAUGUGCCUGGAUUCGACAGCAUCGCCACAGCCUUCAUGGAAAAAUGCAAUCAAGUGUCUCAGCAACUCCUUACGUGUUUUGCCAUCGGACUAGGCUUUCCAGCCGACUUUUUCACACGUUGUCAUGAUAUCAGUCAACCGGAUUGUCUCAACUCACUGCGUUGCACACGCUACUUUGAACACAAAAAUCAACCUGAGCAAACCCAGUCUUCCAACAUUGGCGCUUGUCGUAUUGGCGCUCAUAAUGAUAUCAACACCUUUUCCCUAUUAUUCCAACAAGAGGAGGAAACAGGUUUGGAAGUGUUUCAUGAUAAUCAUUGGACACCUAUCCAUCCAGUCAAUGACGAGAUUGUCUGCAAUGUAGGUGAUAUGAUUGUGCGUUGGUCGGAUGAUCGUCUUCAAAGCAAAAGCAAAUUGCAUCACCGCGUAAGAACACCUCGUAGUCACAGCAGCCACAGCCACAGCAACAGCAACAGUAGUGCCAAUUCAUCGGAUGGAGAAGAGGAUGGCAGUGCGCAUAGCCAGUGCAGUGGUGGUGGUGAAGUACCUUAUCGCGGUCCUCGUUAUGCUUUGGAAUACGUCAAUGAAGCGAAUCGAUCCGUGAUUAUCCAGGGUCGUACGAAAUACACUCAACCUAUCACAGCUGGCGAGUUCCUGAUGAUGGCCACAGAAAAGAACUACAAAGAAGUGAUGAAGAAUCAAGAAAUGCAUCUUGCUACAGCCAUUCGAAAUGUGGCUGCUUUGAAUCAUACUACUGCCUCUGUCACUAGCAUCACUGCUGCCACUCAUCAGAAAGUGGUAAGAGCCAAAUCCUCCACCACAGCAGUGGACCCCACCGUGGUUGCAGCAGCCAAUGAAUCUGAGGAUUCACCAGUAAAAACGCAAGCUUCUUUGGUUUCUGUUUAGAAAAGAAAAAAAAAAAAAAAAAA
Molecule: messenger RNA, 1384 nt
Organism: Mycotypha africana
Lineage: Eukaryota; Fungi; Mucoromycota; Mucoromycetes; Mucorales; Mycotyphaceae
Exons: 3
Coding region: 126-1361 (411 amino acids)
Molecular function (GO): dioxygenase activity
Source: RefSeq, a predicted model, not a curated record